AUGGUCCAGCGUUUGCCCUACUGUCAUAAGCUGUCCUACAAUACAGCCUCUAACAAAAGUAGGCUGUGCCGAACCUCUGGUAACAGAAUCAUUUACCUUUAUACCAAGAAGGUUGGGAAACUACCAAACUCUGCAUGUGGCGUGUGCCCAGGCCGACUUCGAGGAGUUCGUGCUGUGAGACCUAAAGACCUUAUGAGAUUGUCUAAAAUGAAAAAACACAUCAGCAGGGCCUAUGGUGGUUCCAUGUGUGAUAAGUGUGUUCGUGACAGGAUCAAGCGUGCUUUCCUUAUCGAGGAACAGAAAAUCAUUGUGAAAGUGUUGAAGGUGCAAGCUUCAACAGAAAGCUGA
Messenger RNA from Neomonachus schauinslandi (Hawaiian monk seal), 348 nucleotides. RefSeq names its product 60S ribosomal protein L34-like. The record is from RefSeq and is a predicted model, not a curated record. Gene Ontology annotation, biological process: translation. The transcript has a single exon. Gene Ontology annotation, cellular component: ribosome. Gene Ontology annotation, molecular function: structural constituent of ribosome. The coding region runs from base 1 to 348 and encodes 115 amino acids. NCBI's taxonomy places the organism in Eukaryota, Metazoa, Chordata, Mammalia, Carnivora, Phocidae.